GGUGGGCGAACAACCAAAAUCGACGCUGGCAUGCAUUGUUCACUCUGAGAAGUUGGUGUCCUCUGAGUCCCGACCGGUUCCAAAGGAAUUGGAUAAAAUGUCUGAGUAAGAUAGGCAGCUGUCUCCAAGUCGUGUUUUGGUUCUUCCUUUUUUUGUUUUUGCUCGUUUUUCUUUUUGGAUUUAGAAUCCUUUGACUUGGAUUGUUUUUUAGGCGAUGGAGAAGGUGGUCGACUGGGCGAAGGCAAACUUUGAGUUUUCUAAAAAAAGAUUUUUAAAGUUCAAUUUUGUAGCAACAUUUUACUUGUUUUAUUUGGGAUUUGACAAUCUUUUUCUCCGGAUAUUCCUCCUCCGCCUGUCUAACUGCAACACAGCAACAAGUGAUCAAAAAGAUGAAAAGCCAGAUGGACUGAAACAUAACAAAGGAUAUUAAUGUC
Messenger RNA from Meloidogyne enterolobii, 434 nucleotides. NCBI's taxonomy places the organism in Eukaryota, Metazoa, Nematoda, Chromadorea, Rhabditida, Meloidogynidae. The record is from the annotation of a GenBank genome assembly.